CACAGAAAAAAAUGUCAUGAGUUACAACGUAACACGUCAGUGCCUCCCCAGGUCUGUGUUUCCUGGAGUGGCAGUGUGAGAUCAGUUCUAACCUGCUCAGCAGGAAUAACGGUCCUUUCCUCAACUACUCCCAGGGCUUAUAAUAUCUGCAAGACCUCACCUAUUUUAUUAGCAUUUCUGGCUCUUCAUGCAUCAUCUCCUCCUGGUCCCUCACACAAACUACCAUCAGGACUUUUGAAGAGUCUGCGUGCUGCUGAUACAGGGAGUCCAUGCAAACUGCAAUCUGAUCCACAGUUAUCAAUGAGGCAAGAGAUCAUGGCGGAUGGCCCCAGGUGUAAGAGGAGGAAACAAGCCAAUCCGAGAAGAAAAAACGGCGGACUUAAAUUGCACAUUGACAAAGAUGAUCUGGACCUUUCCCCUCUUCCAGAACGAGACCAAAAUAUUUAUAGGAGAACCGCGUCAAGUCACAUGUUGAGUUACGAUAAUGUAUUAGACACGGGUUCAGAAACAGAUGAAGAUGACAAACUCCAUAUUGCCGAAGAUGACAGUAUUAUUACCACUUUGGACCAGGAAACGAGUCCAGCCAGCAUGCUUAACCAUGAUUCUUCACCACAUGCCAACCAAGUACUCUUGCCAAGGGAGGAAGAAGAAGAUGACUUAAGAGAGCAUGCAGUAGAACGCAGCUGGAAUAACAAUGACAUUUUGAAGGCUUCUGUAGAUGGUUCUGACGACUUGAAAGAUGAUUACGACACUUUGGGGCCAGAUGCCAGUCGUCUAACCACUAUGAAUAACGGUGCAGUGAAGAAUGCAAAUUGUACACCAGAAUUUGAGGAAUACUUUGCCAAAAGAAAAAUGGACGAUGGAGACAACCACGGAGUUAGUAUAGCAGAGUAUUUGCAACGUAGCGACACAGCCAUUAUUUACCCAGAAGCCCCGGAGGAACUGUGUCGUCUGGGCACGCCAGAGGCGAACGGACAGGAGGAAAAUGAAUUGCCACCUGGAACACCAGAUGCUUUUGCCCAGCUGUUGACCUGUCCCUAUUGCGACCGGGGCUACAAACGUUUGACAUCGCUGAAGGAACACAUCAAAUAUCGCCAUGAGAAAAACGAGGAAAACUUUUCGUGCCCUCUUUGCAGCUAUACAUUCGCUUACCGCACCCAGCUUGAACGACAUAUGGUGACGCACAAGCCAGGGAGAGAUCAGCACCAAAUGUUGACCCAAGGAGCAAGUAAUCGAAAGUUUAAAUGCACAGAAUGCGGUAAAGCCUUUAAAUAUAAGCACCAUCUGAAGGAACACCUGCGAAUUCACAGUGGUGAAAAGCCGUAUGAAUGUCCAAACUGCAAGAAACGUUUUUCCCAUUCAGGCUCGUACAGUUCACAUAUAAGCAGCAAGAAAUGCAUUGGUCUAAUAUCGGUCAAUGGGAGGAUGAGGAAUAAUAUGAAAACAAGUUCAUCUCCGAACUCUGUAUCUUCUUCGCCCACAAACUCAGCCAUAACACAACUGCGGCACAAGCUGGAGAAUGGUAAACCACUUGGUAUGUCUGAACAGUCAGGCUUACUGAAAAUCAAAACCGAAUCCUUAGAUUACAAUGAAUAUAAACUCCUUUUGGCAGCCACACAUGGAUUUAAUGGGCCUAAUCCAUUCAUGAAUGGUGGUCUUGGAGGAUCUAGCCCACUGGGAAUCCACUCCUCAGCUCAAAGUCCAAUGCAGCACUUGAGUGUAGGAAUGGAAGCAGCCCUUCUUGGCUACCCACCAAUCAGCAGUAACUUAAGUGAGGUUCAGAAGGUACUCGAAAUUGUGGACAAUACUGUUUCUAGGCAAAAGAUGGAAUGCAAGUCUGAAGAAAUUACAAAAAUGAAGGGCUAUCAUAUGAAGGAAACAGGGCAUCAAGCAGAGGAACAAGGGGUUACAUCCCCUGGAAUACCACCAGGGGGUCUUCCAGUUGUUAGUCAUAAUGGUUCCACAAAAAGUAUUAUUGAUUAUACGUUAGAGAAGGUUAAUGAAGCCAAAGCUUGUUUGCAGAGUUUGACUACAGAUUCAAGAAGGCAGUUUAGUAGUAUUAAGAAAGAAAAGUUACGUACACUGAUAGAUCUCGUAAGUGAAGACAAGAUGUUAGAGAGCCACAAUAUAUCCACUCCCUACUCUUGCCAGUUUUGUAAGGAAGGUUUUACAGGUCCCAUUCCUUUACAUCAACAUGAAAGAUACUUAUGUAAGAUGAAUGAAGAAAUCAAAGCUGUUCUUCAGCCCAAUGAAAACCUGAUCCUCAACAAACAAGCAAUGUUUGCGGAGAAACAAGCACUCCUGUUUUCAUCGGUACUUUCUGAGAAAGGAAUGAAUAGCCCCAUCAACCAAUACAAGGACCACAUGUCUGUACUCAAAGCAUAUUAUGCUAUGAACAUGGAGCCCAACUCUGAUGAACUACUGAAAAUUUCCAUAGCUGUUGGCCUUCCUCAGGAAUUUGUCAAGGAAUGGUUUGAGCAAAGGAAAGGCUACCAAUAUGCAAAUUCAAGGUCACCAUCUCUGGAAAGGACCAGUGCUGAGGUGGCUCUGGCUACCACCAUCAACACUCCCACUAAAGACUCACUAUCAGCCAGAUCUCCAAUAAAGCCUGUGGACUGUAUAACUUCCCCAUCUAUAGCAGAACUUCAUAAUCGGGUAUCUAAUUGUGAUACACCUCUCAGGCUAACAAAAUCUAAUCAUUUUGCUGGUAUAAAACCAGUUGUUGAUAAAUUGGACCACUCAAGGAGCAAUACUCCAUCUCCUUUAAAUCUUUCUUCCACAUCUUCUAAAAACUCCCAUAGUAGCUCUUACACUCCAAACAGUUUCUCUUCCGAGGAACUCCAAGCUGAGCCUUUGGACUUGACGGUACCAAAACUAAUAAGUGAAUCCAAAAGUAUUAUUGCCAUAAAGAACAAAACUAAACCCAAUAAUAUAUCUCUUGACCACAACAAUGUUUCUUUAUUACUCGAUACUGUAGAUGAGCCACUUAAUUUAACUUACAUUAAGAAGGAAUUUUGUCAUUCAAAUAAUCUGGACAAAAGCAUGAACCCACGAUUUGCUAUGAAUCCAUUUACAGGAAAACCUUUGUAUUCAGCUCUCCCACCGCAAAGCGCAUUUCCAUCGGCCACUUUUAUGCCUCCUGUACAGACAGGUAUUCCGGGAUUACGACAUUACCCAGGACUUGACCAGAUGAGCUUCCUACCACACAUGGCCUACCCAUAUCCAACCGGUUCAUCUACAUUUAUAGAUAUGCAGCAGAGAAGGAAGUACCAGCGAAAACCAGGAUUUCAGGGUGAAAUGCUUGAUGGGACAUCAGAUUACAUGUCAGGCUUGGAUGAUAUGACAGAUUCUGACUCCUGCCUGUCCAGAAAGAAGAUUAAGAAAACAGAAAGUGGCAUGUACGCAUGUGAUUUAUGUGAUAAGACAUUCCAGAAAAGUAGUUCACUUCUGAGACACAAAUAUGAACAUACAGGAAAGAGACCACACCAGUGUCAAAUCUGCAAAAAAGCAUUUAAACACAAACAUCACCUAAUAGAGCAUUCACGUCUGCACUCUGGCGAGAAGCCAUACCAAUGUGACAAAUGCGGAAAACGCUUCUCACACUCGGGGUCCUACUCACAGCACAUGAAUCACAGGUACUCCUACUGUAAGAGAGAGGCCGAGGAAAGGGAAGCAGCAGAGAGGGAAGCCCGUGAGAAGGGUCAUUUGGAACCCACCGAGCUACUGAUGAAUCGGGCUUAUUUGCAAAGUAUUACUCCUCAAGGCUACUCUGACUCAGAGGAAAGAGAGAGUAUGCCAAGGGACAGGGGGAGCGAAAGAGAUCAUGAAAAGGAGGGGGAAGAUGUUUACGAAAAACUGGGAAGACAGGAUGGUGACGAAGAGUUUGAAGAGGAAGAGGAAGAAAGUGAAAAUAAAAGUAUGGACACGGAUCCAGACACAAUUAGAGAUGAGGAGGACAAUGGAGACCACUCAAUGGACGAUAGCUCAGAAGAUGGAAAAAUGGAAACCAAAUCAGAUCAUGAAGAAGAAAUUAUGUAAUAAACUACUGCAUUUUAAGCCUUUGAGUGCCAGAGGGUGCAGAAAGGAACAAAAGGCAUUUCUCACACCUCGGGCACUCGUAGGAUUAAGCUUCCUAUAAUAUAUAUUUUUUUCCAGUAGUAUUGUUACCUGCUUGAAAACACUGCUGUGUUCAUGCACGUGCCUGAAGCUUCCAGGAAGCCUGUAUAGAUGAACUGAAAUGGGGGCAGUUCUGCCAAAAGUCAAAUGAAGUUUGAGUUGGUUAUGAUUAAGAACUGCAUUAUGCAAAAUUUUUGUACAGUAUUAAGGCCUAAAAACUGUGUGGUUCAAGAGACUAAACCCUGUGUUUAAUAGCAUUUAUACUUUAAGCACAAAAUAGUUAAUUGUACGAAUUGCACUCUACUUAUAUAUCACUACAAACUUUAAAAUAAAAUAAAAAAAAGAUAUUUCUAAUUUAUAUUAAUACAUUAAAAAAAAAAAAAAAAAAAGUGCCGGCACUGUUUUAAUUCAGUGUUAUUAUUCCACAUUAAUUUAUGGUGCUCGCACUACAAAACAUCAGUAUUAUGAUUCCUUUGUACUUUACUCUUCAUAACUUCUCAGUUUUAUGCUAAGUAACCACACAAUUUUAGGCCUCCUUUUUUAAUUUUUUUUUUAAUAUUAAUAUUAUUAUUAUUAUUUUUAUUUUUUUAAUAUGAAGGAACAUGAAGUGUUGCAUGUUAUUUGGAAAAAAAAUGAAGUCUUAAAGUGACCUGGAGAGAAAGGAAAAAGGAUGAUGAGAAUUAAAGAAAGCCUUUGUAAGGUGGUUUUUUUAAAAGCCUUAUAUGCAAACCUUUUAAUCUGUGUGUUUCUUCAAGUGCCAUCCUUGUACAGUAUUAAAAAGGUAACAUUUGUUACCUAAGCACCAGCUUCAGUGUUAAGCUCACCCUGUUCUUUGAAGCACCCAUGUCAGUAUUAGGAGAAUAGGCAGCAGUUCCUUAGUUUACAUAUGUUUGUGCAAUGUUUGUGCAAUUUUUUUUCUGUAUUAUAUAUAUUUUUUUUUCUUAUUUUUCAUUCAUUUGUCAGUAUUACACCAAACAUUUUUUUUUUUUUGUGGCAAAAAAUACUUUUGUUUUGUAUUCAUUUAAAUUUAGGUCAAAUAACAUUUUAUUUAUGUGGCUCAUUUUAUAUUUCCUAAUUUUAUUUAUUUCAUACUGUAGUGUACAGUAUUAUAGUUCUUCAAUAUAGAUAUAUUUUAGUAAAAAAGGAACAUGACGUCGAUCACUUGGGCAAAUUUUACGUAAAGAGAAGAGCAUUUAUUGUGUUUUGGGACAUUAUUUGUGAAAUGCGAUUUUUCAAUUUUAUUAUUUUAUUUUUGUUUUGUUUUUUUUCCAAUUACUGGAAAUUCCAAAUUUGGGAACUUUUGAUACGAUCUUGUGAAAACACUGUAUUUUCGACUGAAAAUUCCACUUUCUUCAUCUUGUUUUUUAGCUAAAAAAAAAAGAGGGACUGUUAAAUACAAUGUAUAAUACCAUAAAAAAAAAAUCUUUCCUGAAUUGUCUUUGUAAAAGUAUUAUUGAAUUUUCAAUUUGUUAUUUCUCUUGAAAAUGACCAUGCUCGAAUAAAAAUGUAGCCAAACUAUGCAAAGAGUGAA
Molecule: messenger RNA, 5647 nt
Organism: Pelobates fuscus (common spadefoot toad)
Lineage: Eukaryota; Metazoa; Chordata; Amphibia; Anura; Pelobatidae
Gene: ZEB2
Product: zinc finger E-box binding homeobox 2
Exons: 11
Coding region: 301-4038 (1245 amino acids)
Molecular function (GO): DNA binding
Source: RefSeq, a predicted model, not a curated record